UUGAAAUAUACAGACUAUUAUGCACCAUCCUGCUCGGUGUCUGGUACCUGAUCCUCAAUGCGUGGUACUGCUGAUUCUGUUGAACACCCUGGCUGAUCCAGAUCAUUACCACUUUUCAAGUUCUGAACUCAGGGGUGACUUUGAGUUCAUGGAUGAUGCCAACAUGUGCAUUGCCAUCGCGAUUUCUUUUCUCAUAAUCCUUAUCUGUGCCAUGGCUACGUAUGGAGCAUACAAGCAACACGCAGCCUGGAUCAUCCCAUUCUUCUGCUACCAAAUCUUUGAUUUUGCCCUGAACACCUUGGUUGUGGUCACCAUACUUGUUUAUCCAAAUUCCAUCCAGGAAUACACACGACAGCUGCCUCCUGAUUUUCCUUACAAAGAUGAUAUCAUGUCAGUGAAUCCUACCUGUUUGGUCCUCGUUAUUCUUCUAUUUAUCAGCAUUAUCUUGGCUUUUAAGGGUUACUUGAUCAGCUGUGUUUGGAACAGCUAUCGAUAUAUCAAUGGCAGGAACUCCUCUGAUGUCCUAGUUUAUGUUACCAGCAACGACACUACGUCUGCUGAGGGUACAGGCAACUUUUCAGGGCAGCUGUCUUCCAUGUGGGAGCAUAGAACCAUCCGCCCGGUUGGGAGGCACUUCCUUAACAAUUCUUUCCACAAUUGUUGUGGUAGUGGAAGAGAGCAUCUGCUCAGUCUUACAGACUGGUCCCAACUGGCUCAGGUUGGUUUAACUGUAUUAGAUCGGUUUUUAUCAGAAUAG
Molecule: messenger RNA, 757 nt
Organism: Bubalus bubalis (water buffalo)
Lineage: Eukaryota; Metazoa; Chordata; Mammalia; Artiodactyla; Bovidae
Product: lysosomal-associated transmembrane protein 4B-like
Exons: 3
Coding region: 20-757 (245 amino acids)
Cellular component (GO): lysosomal membrane
Source: RefSeq, a predicted model, not a curated record